Messenger RNA from Silurus meridionalis, 1558 nucleotides. RefSeq names its product IQ motif containing D (gene drc10). Gene Ontology annotation, molecular function: protein binding. Bases 209 to 1450 code for a protein of 413 amino acids. The record is from RefSeq and is a predicted model, not a curated record. The transcript is spliced from 5 exons. NCBI's taxonomy places the organism in Eukaryota, Metazoa, Chordata, Actinopteri, Siluriformes, Siluridae.
AACAUGUGAUCUAAUUAGUUAUAUUCGGGGUUAUUAGAAUGGUUAGAAAUAAUAAUUAGAAAAAAGGUCAACGCAAGCGUCAUGGCAACGGCGUCAUAGUAACGUACACAGAAACCUGACUUCCGGUCCGUGUCACGUCCAGUGCCGUUUCAUCUGCCGCUUCACUCAAAUUCACAAGGCUGCCGUUCCGAUCCUGCAUCAGGAAAUCAUGUUCGAGUUCUCUGUAGACUCACCUGCACCCCCUGCUGACCCGACUGCAGAAGCGCAGCUUGCUUUGGAGACCAAGUUAAAGUUAAACGCUAUUGCCGGCGUGAGAGGGAAGAAGGUGAUAUCUCCGGAAGCACAGCACAUCAUUAGCGUUCUGGACGAGUGCGUACGCAAGAUCGAGGUAUCGGCGUUCCUGCCGUGUGAACUCGUGCAUUCUGAGCGUGUCACUCAGGAGCUCAGAGACCCGGCGGUGGAGGCGCUCAGAGAGCACCUGAAACUGUGCAAGGAGUAUAGUACUCUGUGGGGCUCGAGGAAUGAAGAGACGAUGGAACUCGCCGUGAAGAACUCGCUGAGAAACUUCCUUCGCCACGUGAAGCCACACAAAGAGGUAGAGACGGUGAAAGCAGUGCUUCAAGAGGCGGGGCCAGUCAUCCAGAAGGACCAGAAGGCUGUACAGGAAGUGGCGGUGUGGUUACGGGAGUACAGAGCUGUGCUGAAGGAGCGGUUGAUGGCCACGCCUCAAGAGGAGAGGGAGCGCAGGAGACUGGGGCAUGAAGCGAGAAACAGACAACAACAUAAUGAAGAGCUCCUUCAAAUGCUGGAGGGGAAAGUGAAAGCGGCGACUGAACACCGAGAUACGACAAUCUGUAAGAAGGACAAAGAGAUCGAGCGAAUAAAAGACUCCCUCCAUCAGAUGCAGACGGAGUGGGAGCAGACCAUGGCGCAGGUGCAGAAGAAGACUGAGGAGCAGCACCAAUUAGAUCUGAAGAACUCCGAGGUCAAACGGCUUCAGCUUCUGGAAGAAGGAAAUCAGCUGCGAACUCAGCUUGAAAACCUGACCAAGCAGCACAGAGAGAAGGAGGCCACAUUGCUGAAGAAAAACAACAAGUUGGAAACCGAGAUCGAAAACUGGAUUCAGAAGUACGACGCGGAAAUGGAAGAGAAACAGGAGAGGGUGGAGCAGAUGCGUGAGAUGUACGAGGAGGAGCGGGCGAAGCUACGUGAGCUGCAGGACCUCUUCUCCGUGCUGGAGCUGGAGUACACGCAGAUCAUGGAGGAGAAACGGAGGGAGCGCGAGCAAAAAGAGAAAGAGGAACAAGAGAGAGAGAUGAGGAACAAAGCCAGCGUGGUCAUCCAGGCAUUGUGGAGAGGAUACCGUCUCCGCAAGGCCUUGAAGAACCAAAGCCAAACCAAGAAGGGCAAGAAGGGGAAGAAGGGGACGAAAGGGAAGAAGAAGAAGUGAAGGCGAGGAGAAACCUGGAAAGCUGAAGGCCAUUUAAUCGCUUCUGCAACGUCGGAGUCACAGUCACCCAGAAACUGAAAGUACUGAUAAUAAAUCACUGCUUCUUUA